Topomyia yanbarensis is the source of this 3077-nucleotide messenger RNA. RefSeq names its product serine/threonine-protein phosphatase 2B catalytic subunit 3-like. Gene Ontology annotation, molecular function: calmodulin binding; calmodulin-dependent protein phosphatase activity. The transcript has 4 exons. Lineage: Eukaryota; Metazoa; Arthropoda; Insecta; Diptera; Culicidae. The coding region runs from base 1518 to 3047 and encodes 509 amino acids. Gene Ontology annotation, cellular component: cytoplasm; calcineurin complex. Gene Ontology annotation, biological process: calcineurin-mediated signaling. The record is from RefSeq and is a predicted model, not a curated record.
AAUACAACGGUGCCCGUGAGGAACAGUAAUGAGUAGAAGAUCAGGGACCACAGAGUAGUCUGUUCGUGGCCCCCGUGGUUUGUGUGUCGUGAUUUCGAUCGGUGAAAAAAAAAAUAAUUCUGACGCCAAAACGGGGUUACUGAUAAUACGGAGAGAGAGAUAGAACAAACAGCCUACUUCGAACGUUUCAGCAAUACCAAUCACAAUCGAGUUUCGUAGAACGUCUCUUAGUCUAGUCUUAACGGCAUUAGGCCAUGACCUGACCAAUGAUAAAAAAUCCUCCCACUACAGUUUCCCGUUGGUGUAGGAAUUUAGGUGUUUUCUUUGAUACAGAAGAAGAGUGCAAGAGUGGCUAAAGUGAAUCAUUAGUUUGUUGGUUUGAAUAACGAGAAAAGGAAAUUCGAGUAGUUCGAUCGUGACGAAUCUGAUUUUCGGAGUCGGAAGGCAGUGAAAAGGGGUGAUAGAAAAAAAAAACCAAGAGGAAAAUUGGACCUGAGAUAACAUCAUCCUUUUUUUUCGGCGAGUGUGUGCACGUGUAUUUGUGUGGAAAAACCGUCGUCGGUCGGUUGCAAAGGAGCGAAGAGCGAGCAGGGCAAAGUCCCGCACCGUCACACGCAGAGCAUUAGAGAGGGAGAGAAAACGGAGCCCAUCUAGAGGCAAAAGGACGACGUUAGGCUUUGGUAGUGUAGAGGGCCCCCCGAAAAAAGAGGAGAGAUAUAGAUAGAGAGGAAAAACACCAGAAGGGGAGCCAUUCGAGAGGAUUAUCGAUAACGGAGGACCGUCCGCAGAACAAACGCACGGGUUGCUACGUUCUCACACAUACACGCACGCAGGCCAUCGUCGCCUUCAGGGAGCAGAUUUGCUUUUGCCUGGUUUCGAGUUUCCCAUGAACUCCGGUUCAAUUUGCAGAAGCUUGUCAAGGUGGAAAAUUGAUGUCCAGGACUAACCCAACAACAGUUUGAAUCAGCGAUAUCUCUGGAAAAAAAAUGUCCUGGUGCUAGUGAUGUUCAAACUGAUCCGGAUGUAAACAACCAGAGGACUACCGAAUAAAACCAAGAACCCACAACGGAUGGAAAGUUAGACGGUGCGCCCGCCUAAACGUACGCUUGAUCGCAGCAACCCUCGCAGUAACCCUAUAGGAGCUGGUGACUGCACCCGGGUAGAAAGAAGGCGAAAGCUAUAACAAAAUUCAUCGAGUGGAUCGAUAGAAGAAAACAACAACGUAGAUAACAGAAGAAAGUAAAAAAGCAAGAAACAACUUAGCUAAACCAUAAACAAGUAUAGACAGUAGGUUAAAACUAGAAAGAUCAUCACAGACAAUUUCAGUCUAUUGUAGUAACUUGACCCGUGUAAGCAGAAGAAAGGCGGAGAGAUACUUAACUAUUGUUUAAUCAUAACACGCGCAUAUUUAAGCACUCUCAAAACAAAAACAAAAACACGUGUCUAUAAGUAUCAAAUCGGAGUAGAUUAUUGUAGCAAAACCAACCAACACACACACACACCCAGCUAUAGCAAAAAUGUCUUCGCAAACAGCAAGUCAACAAUCAACCAAUGCAACACCACCGUCGGGUGCGGCCGCAGCAGGUCAAACCUGCGGCACCGAUCGGAUCAUCGACAGUGUCCUGUUUCCGCCGAAGCACAAACUGACACUGGCCGAGGUGUUCGAUCCACACACCGGCAAACCCCGCCCGGACGUACUGAAGCAGCACUUCAUCCUGGAGGGCCGAAUCGAGGAGAAUGCCGCCCUGCGGAUCAUUCAGGAGGGCGCGGGCAUUCUUAAAGCGGAAAGUACGAUGAUCGACAUCGAAGCGCCGGUUACGGUGUGCGGCGACAUUCACGGGCAGUUCUACGAUCUGAUGAAACUGUUCGAGAUCGGUGGUUCGCCUGCUUCGACCAAGUAUCUCUUUUUGGGCGAUUACGUUGACCGCGGGUACUUUAGUAUAGAGUGCGUGCUGUAUCUGUGGGCGCUGAAGCUGUGCUAUCCAACCACACUGUUUCUGCUGCGAGGCAAUCACGAGUGUCGACAUCUAACGGAAUACUUUACCUUUAAGCAGGAGUGUAAGAUUAAGUACUCGGAACGGGUGUACGAUGCAUGUAUGGAAGCGUUCGACUGUUUGCCCCUGGCGGCACUAAUGAAUCAGCAAUUCCUUUGUGUUCACGGUGGCCUCUCGCCGGAGAUCCAAGAGUUGGACGACAUUCGAAAGUUGGACCGAUUCAAAGAGCCGCCGGCCUUCGGACCGAUGUGCGAUCUGCUGUGGUCCGAUCCGCUGGAAGACUUUGGCAACGAGAAGAAUUCGGACUUUUACUCGCACAAUACGGUGCGCGGUUGUUCGUACUUCUACAGCUACAAGGCCUGCUGUGAUUUCCUGCAGAACAACAAGCUCCUAUCGAUCAUUCGGGCCCACGAAGCGCAGGACGCUGGCUACCGCAUGUACCGAAAGAGCUCCACGACCGGUUUCCCCUCGCUAAUCACAAUCUUCUCCGCUCCCAACUACCUGGACGUCUACAACAACAAAGCGGCCGUGUUAAAGUACGAAAACAACGUGAUGAACAUCCGGCAGUUCAACUGCUCACCGCAUCCGUACUGGCUUCCAAACUUCAUGGACGUCUUCACCUGGUCGCUACCGUUCGUCGGCGAGAAGGUAACCGAAAUGUUGGUCAACGUACUUAACAUCUGCUCGGACGACGAGCUGAUCUGCGAGGGUGACGACACCCUGGAGGAGGCGAACGCCCGCAAGGAGGUCAUCCGGAACAAGAUCCGUGCCAUCGGUAAGAUGGCCCGCGUAUUCUCCGUGCUGAGGGAAGAAUCCGAAUCGGUGCUACAGCUGAAGGGACUGACGCCGACCGGCGCUCUACCGCUCGGUGCCCUGUCCGGGGGUAAACAGUCGCUGCAUAAUGCCCUGCAGGGCUUCUCGCCCAACCACAAGAUCACGUCGUUCGCCGAGGCCAAGGGGCUGGAUGCGAUCAACGAACGGAUGCCACCGCGGCGGGACACGACACCGACGCCGAGUGAGGAGAAAACUAUUUCGCUGGCGGCACCGAAAUAAUCAGCUUCCGCGAUGUCUUCGGGCGGGUAA